Messenger RNA from Platichthys flesus (European flounder), 803 nucleotides. RefSeq lists its product as uncharacterized. The record is from RefSeq and is a predicted model, not a curated record. Lineage: Eukaryota; Metazoa; Chordata; Actinopteri; Pleuronectiformes; Pleuronectidae. Bases 9 to 752 code for a protein of 247 amino acids. The transcript has 3 exons.
GUGACCCGAUGCCACGCACGGCGCCCGACACGCUCCCCACUGCGCUGAUAAAGACCGAGGCGGACUCGUCGUCCUCAUCCAGCCCUGAGCCCUCGACUUCCUCCAUCCACAACCCCUCGUCUUCAUCCAGCCCUGAGCCCUCGACAUCCGCAAAGACAGGCAAUCCUCCCACUCGCUGCACCGUGUACAGGAGGAGGAUGCGGUCGAAGAAAGACCGGAAGGUCCUGAGCGGGGUCAUCGUCAAGCCGGAGCAGCAGCUUGAUAAAUGCGACACCUGCAGCCUAUCCCGCCACCUGGACACGGGCCACGCUUUUUACAGGGGGGACUUCUUCUGCGCUGGCAAUGAAGGGCCUGGCGGGAAGACUCCACAGGAGUGGCUGGACUCACGGGGCGAUGUGCCCCUCCCGCGCACCACCCUGUGGAGGAUGAAGAAGGCAAUGGAGCGGCCGAAGGAGGAGGAGGGACAGAGAAAGCCGCGUAAGCAGCAUAAAGUGCGGACCUGCCAGCGCUGCGGGCAUUCUCCGCUCAAAGACUACGGCCACAGCCAGCUGAACCUGCGUCGAGGAAAGGUGUCCUACUGCGCUAUGCAGGACGGCAUAAGCGUGGACCUCUGGCUGGCGCGUCAACGGGCCAGGGAGAAGGAGGAGACAAAGAAGGAGCAGAGGGAGGGAAGGCUGCGAGGAGAGGGAGAAGGAGAAGGAGAAGGAGCAGCAGCGGGAGGGAGGGAGUUCAAAGAGGAGGACACAGAAUGACAAGGGAGCUGCCCUGUGUGUCUGUGUGUCUGUGUGUGUGUGUGUGUGUGU